Molecule: messenger RNA, 3247 nt
Organism: Mugil cephalus (flathead mullet)
Lineage: Eukaryota; Metazoa; Chordata; Actinopteri; Mugiliformes; Mugilidae
Gene: ttpa
Product: tocopherol (alpha) transfer protein
Exons: 5
Coding region: 97-969 (290 amino acids)
Cellular component (GO): membrane
Molecular function (GO): phosphatidylinositol bisphosphate binding
Source: RefSeq, a predicted model, not a curated record
CACACUCACAGACACUCGCACCCUCCCUCCAUCCAUCGGCGGCCGGUGUGUUCCCCCUCUCUACAGCAGUGAAAUGAAACCGGACCAGAGUGCGACAUGAACGGACCUCAGCUCAAUGAACUCCCCGACGACUCGGAGCAGCUGGAGCCGUACGUGAGUGGCCUGAGGCGGGGCGCGCUGCAGGCCGCCGACCCGUCCUCUGUCUGGACCUUCACCGACACUUUCCUUCUGAGGUUUCUGCGGGCCAGAGACUUCGACGUGGAGCUCGCUCUGAAGCUCCUGCUGAACUACCUGCGAUGGCGGAAGGAGAGUCCUGAAAUCAGCACCUGCCUGUCUCCUUCCUCUGUGCUCGGCCUCCUCAACACAUCGUAUCACGCCGUCCUCCCGCAGCGUGACCACACUGGCAGCAGGGUUCUCAUCUACAGGAUUGGGCAAUGGAACUCAAAAGACUGGUCGGCCUUCCAGGUCUUCAGGAUCAGCCUGAUGACAUCAGAGAUCAUCUCCAGGGAGAUAGAGACACAAAGGCGGGGUGUAAAGGUCAUAUUUGACCUUCAGGGGUGGUGUUUAGCCCACGCCAUGCAGAUUAACGCUUCCCUCGCCAGAAAGAUAUCCUCUGUACUUUCGGAUGCUUUUCCACUGAAAGUUAGAGGAAUUCAUUUGGUCAACGAGCCGAUGUUCUUCCAUCCGGUCUUCGCCAUGAUUCGGCCCUUCCUGCCAGAUAAAAUCAAACAGAGGAUUCACAUGCACGGCACUGAUUUCCAAGAUUCUUUAAGCGACUUCUUCUCGCCGCACAUCCUGCCUCCAGAAUAUGGAGGGGAGGGGCCUGAUAUAGAAGAUGUGUGUCAGGACUGGACCAAUCAGCUGCUUCAAUCAGAGAACCUCCUGAAGAAGAUUGCCUCCCACCCAACGGGUGACAUAACAUCUGAGGAUUCAGAUGAUGUGAUGGCUGAACAACUCUCUGAAGGAUGAUCCUUGGAGUUUUGGCAUAUUGGAUCACACAUAGACAAGGCUCAUUUUUUUACUGUAACAUCUCUCUGAGCUACGCCCUUAUCUCAUGAGCACCGUUCAUGGUGUUGGUUGCGCAGAGGGAGCUGAACAGAUAUGAUUAAUGGCUGUGCUGAUUUUAUGCCUUACACCACUGAUCCAUCUGACUGACUCCUUUAUGUUACAUAAUGUUCGCUUUUUAGCUUUUCUGACCAAAAUACACUUUCUUUGCCAGAGUGAGCUGAAGAGGUAGAUGGCAGCUUUGUGUCUAGCUCUGAUCUGACUUUGGUCAGAGUUGGGAGGAACAGAAGGUAGCCCAGUUUAGCAAAUCAGUGACAACUCAGCUGACUUUAACUUUGAAAAAAAAAAUAAAAAAUUCAGUUUACUUACUCUUGCUAAUUAACAUGAUACAUAGAAAAUAGAGAAACAAAAUCAUCACAUCAUACCUGGGCUAUAGUUGUUACACUUAAUUUCCAAACUAAAAAAAUCAAUCUUGGUUAUUCAGGAAAUAUCUUUGUCAAUUUGGCCAGAUUUGUCAACACAAAAAGGAUGAGGAGGAAUACAUGUUUACUGAGACUGUGACGUCUACAUGAUGACUGUUACCCACUCUGAACUAGCCCGGGCCAUGCAACUCGGUACAAUACUCCAUUCUAUUAGUGUUUCCACUCUUUUAUUUACUGGUUUAUUUGUGCAGGAUUGACACAGGAUUAUUGAAGUAAUGAAAUGUCGUGGACGUGAGAACCGGUCAGCUCAGCCAUAUGUAGCACAAGAAGUAAGAGCACAACGAUUACUGAAAUUUACAGCACUGGUAAAAAUGGGAAGUGGCAGUUGCAUUGCACAUUGUAGUGUAGCGGCAGAUAAGGUCCAUAUCUGCCAUAUGAGAACAGAACAUAACAAUUUGCUCAUGGGGUGGUUGUGGUUCUUGAUUAUGUUAACCAUACAAGCGAUAGAUAGAUAGACAGAAUGACUGACUGACUGACUGACUGACUGACUGACUGACUGACUGAUUUGGACCAAUAGUACUUUCAUGAUAUUUAACACCAAAUAAAAAAAAAAAUAUAUAUAUAUAUAUAUAUAUAUAUGUAUAGCAAAUUAAUGUAUUUUCAUACCAACAUUUUAGUUACACAGGUCCUUAAUACGAUAUUGUAUAAGGUUGUGUUAAUGAUUGUUACCUAUUAACAAUUAUUACACUAAGCUAGGCUGACCACAUCCUGACUUCAGCAGUAAAACACAUCUAACUCUAAAACAAAGCCUACAAAGCCUCUUCGCCACUCUGUGAAUACAUUUUAAAUGUUAAUUCAUGUAUUUUAAUUUUCUAAUGUCUGCUAGCUGCUUGUUCAGGCUGACUGAGCCAACUCAUCUGGAGCUACUGAGCAUUUUGGUACGUUCGAGAGACUGGAUUUAGAGACAGUAUGGUUUACUGCGUCACAUCCAUUUGGAAACAAACCUACUUGAAGGGCUGUUCAUGAUUUCUGAGCUCACAAGAUGUCAUGGAUGACAAAAAACCCAGAGCUUGCCUUUAUCUGUACCGUUUUUAACUAUCACUGAAUUUAUGUAAAUGUCUAAUCAAGACGAUUUUCUUUUUUUCUCUCAGCGGGAACUCUUGUUUUGCUAUUCCAUAGUAGUUAAUCAUUAAUUAUUCCAGCCGUUUGUCCAGUGGACCUCAGUGAUGGAUUGCUUAGUCACUGUGAGUUACAUGCAGCAAAAAUUUACCUGGAGUCCAAGCAGUUUCCCCAAAUGUUAUGUUCUCAUGUCAGGACAGACGCUCAUAAACCUUCUCUCUAACUUAUCACUCCAUAUAAACUUUCAUCUUAUCAGCCAGCCAAACCAAUCCAUCCACUCUUCUGUUUCCUCGUGGUUGAUAUUUUUUUUCAUUAUAUUGCUAUCAGUGAGCUGAUUAUGAUGUUUUAAUGAUAAUUUAAGACUGUGAACGGGUGUUAGGUUGAUUCCUUCCACCUUUGAAUAUUUUGGACCAACAUAUUGUAAUAAUGUGAAUUUUCUGUAGCUUACUGCCUUUAUUUUUGUAUUAAUUUGCUGCAAAACUCAGAAUAUGUUCAUAAUAAGAACAUAUACUUAUAUACUGUUAAAUGUAAUAAUUUCAAUGAUUGUAAUUCUAAGGUGCUUGGGACACUGAAAGUUCUCAUGUGUCAUGUCAUGAUAAUCUGAAGGACUGAUCUGCCUCAUGUUAGUCUUUGUCUAACACUCGUUAACAAACCGGUAGCAUAAUGGGCUCAAUAUACUGUUAAUAAAUUGGUCAGGAACA